This is a messenger RNA of Lepisosteus oculatus (spotted gar), 4383 nucleotides long. RefSeq names its product G protein-coupled receptor kinase 1 a (gene grk1a). Gene Ontology annotation, cellular component: cytoplasm. NCBI's taxonomy places the organism in Eukaryota, Metazoa, Chordata, Actinopteri, Semionotiformes, Lepisosteidae. Gene Ontology annotation, biological process: signal transduction; regulation of opsin-mediated signaling pathway; visual perception. The record is from RefSeq and is a predicted model, not a curated record. Gene Ontology annotation, molecular function: rhodopsin kinase activity; ATP binding.
GGACUGGAUUAGCGCUCUUGAGUGGGUAGACAUACAGUACGAUCCAGGUUUAGGGAGUGAUGAGGGGCUGGGAUCCCGGUGCUUCCUUUUCCUUAUUAAUGAGAAUUUGUCUGGACUGACGGACCUUUAAGGGGCUGAUCGAGGGCCUCCGGGGGCCCCCUGAGGGUAGUUCUUGUCAGCUCCGGAGAGAGAGUCCCCUCUCCCUCUGCGCUUCGCCCAGUGCCGGGCUCCCAUGCGCGGGUGUUGAGGCAGAGCGGACACAGCCCAGCGCAGCAGAGAGCUCCCCGCGAUGGACAUAGGGGGUCUGGAAACGGUGGUGGCCAACUCGGCCUACAUCUCGGCCCGCGCCAGCUUCGACGGCAGCAGCAACGCGGCGGCCAACCGGGACAAGAAGUACCGUGCCAAGCUCAAGCUGCCCCACAUCACCCAGUGCGAGGACCUGAAGGACCAGCUCGACCUGGAGUUUGACAGCAUCUGCUGCCAGCAGCCGAUCGGCAAGCGCCUCUUCCAGGAGUACCUGGAGACCGUGCCCCAGUACAAGCCUGCCUCCAAGCUCUGGAAGGACAUAGAGGAAUAUGACACGGCCGAGGACAAGGACCGCGUGCAGAAGGCCUCCAAGAUCAUUUCCCGGUACAUGGAGUCGGAUGCCAAGCAGUUCUGCUCUUUCCUGCAGGGCUCGACCAUCAGCAAGGUGAAGGAGGAACACCAAAUGGCCAAGGACGACCUCUUUGUGGAGAGCCUGGAGGGCACCCUGGCUUUCCUCAGAGACCUUCCUUUCACAAACUACCUGGAGACCAUGUACCUCAAGAGGUUCCUGCAGUGGAAGUGGCUGGAGGCUCAGCCCAUCGGCGAGGACUGGUUCCUGGACUUCAGGAUCCUGGGCAAAGGAGGGUUUGGGGAAGUGUCCGCCACCCAGAUGAGGGCCACGGGGAAACUUUACGCCUGCAAGAAGCUGAGCAAGAAACGGCUCAAGAAAAGGAAAGGCUAUGAAGGUGCAAUGGUGGAGAAGAGGAUCCUGGCCAGAGUACACAGCCGCUUCAUCGUCUCUCUGGCCUACGCCUUCCAAACCAAGACAGACCUCUGCCUGGUCAUGACCAUCAUGAACGGAGGAGACUUGAGGUACCACAUUUACAAUGUUGACGAGAACAACCCAGGGUUUGAGGAGCUCCGAGCCUGCUUCUACACAGCGCAGAUUAUCUGUGGAAUGGAGCAUCUCCACCAGAAGAGGAUCAUUUACAGAGAUCUCAAGCCAGAGAACGUGCUCCUGGACAACGACGGUAACGUGCGUAUCUCUGACCUUGGUCUUGCUGUGGAGCUGAAAGACGACCAAACAAAAAUUAAAGGUUAUGCUGGAACUCCAGGGUUCAUGGCUCCCGAGCUGCUGAAAGGCGAGGAGUACGAUUACUCAGUCGAUUACUUCACCCUGGGAGUGACGCUGUAUGAAAUGGUUGCUGCCAAGGGUCCGUUUCGAACCCGAGGAGAAAAGGUUGAAAACAAAGAGGUCAAAAAGCGAAUCUUGAACGACCCUGUGGUCUACACAGAGAAGUUCAGCGAGGAGGCCAAAGCGUUUUGCGAGGGGCUUCUGGCGAAGGAGGUGGAGAACCGUCUAGGGUUGAAGAAUGGGAACUGCGAUGAGCUCAGAGCGCACCCUUUCUUCAACAGCAUUAACUGGAGGAAACUGGAAGCAGGUAUCCUGCCACCCCCCUUUGUUCCGGAUUCGAAAACCGUCUAUGCAAAGGACAUCCAGGACGUGGGAGCGUUCUCCACGGUGAAGGGGGUCACCCUUGAGGACAACGACAAGGAGUUCUUCGACGAGUUUGCCUCGGGGAACAUCUCUAUACCCUGGCAGGAGGAGAUGAUAGAGACUGGCGUGUUUGGAGAGCUCAAUGUUUGGGGGGAAGGUGGAAAGCUGCCCAAUGACUUAAGGAGAGAGUCCAUCCUAGAGCCUCCACCUAAGUCUGGGGUGUGCGCUGUCUCUUAGGGAUGCUGUACAGCUCUUCAGCUACGCUGGUAAUUGAACCUUCUCAAUUUCUCGACUGUUGAUGGGUUAAGAGAGGUGGCAUCAGUUCAACAGGGCGGUAGAAAGGCAAAAAGUAACAAUUCAAAAGCAGCUACUCUUACGCACAUCAAUCAAAUUUUAAUCACUCCAUUUACCUUGAUAUUUUUUUACUCACUGUUUGAAUGGUUCACUAGACAGUCAGAGUAUGCCCAGCUGGUGGAGAUGGACCCUUAUCUUGCUUAGCUUUUAAAUUUGAGGUUUUCUCAUAAUAAGGGAUCAAAAACUGAAAUGACUUGGAAUCCACUUCCUCCUUCCCUAGGGAUAAGCCAUUGGUGAAAAGCUGAUCACAGCAGUUUAAAAAGCACAUCUUUUGCACAAGGGUCAUAUGAGCGAAUUCCAAUUUGAGAAGCUAAUGCUCUUGCAAAUAUAAACAACUAUAAUGAAACACUACUUUAAGGCAACUUUAAACAACAACUGUCACAGUUGUACUUUAAACAACUGUGACAUGUAAUCUGCGAAGCCACCAAUAUGAAGAGCCAAAGUAAAGGUCUCUGCAGUGUUGCAAACAGCAUUACAUGAAACAAUUUGCUCUUGUCAGUACUUACUCCACCUGGCUUUAAUCAUGCGCCUUCUUAAAUGACUACCUACCAUACGUCAAUCAAUAAUUGCGCCGAUUUGUAAUGUUGUUCCCAAACAUCAUGUCUACUUCUUUUUGUAAACGUGUGGUAUUAAGUUGUGCACUUUCAAAAUGAAUUCCUAAAUGUUGAAGUAAACUAAUCAAUGAUAAAGAAGACCUCUUUCACUACAAGAAUAUCCUAAUAUCUUAUUUCAGAAUAGCUUCCUGUUGUUACUGUGCAUGCAAUUUCUGUUCCUGUCACAAUGUUUAAAUGCUUAAGACAGGGGAAGAGUCCCCUGAAGAGAGGGUUUGCUUUUAUUAGAACACCACUGACUAAGAAACAACAUAGAAUCAUCUUUGUCUCUGUUGUAUGAAGUAUGAAGGUGCUACCAAGUUUGAAAAUCUGUUUAUGUUAAUAAAUGAAAUACUUAUGUACAGUAUGUGCAUAAAAUAAAUAUGGGAAAAAUAGCAUUUACUUGUUCAAAUGUUCAGUUGUAAAAAGUGAUUGUUUUAAAUAGAGUUUGGUAAUAAAACUAAAAGUUUCUUAUUCAAUAUUUUCACAUUUAAUUGGCCCUAAUGCAAAAUAGCAGACACAAAAAUUAUAAGCUUUUGCUGUGCAAUGUUUUGCAUUCCAGAGUGAUUUUACAUUAUUAGAUAUAUUUGUAGUUUUUUUGCAGUGUUUAGGAUGUACCUCUGUUUUUAUUUCUUAUUUUGAUGUUAACAGUUCUUUAACGCAAUCCUGUGUGUGACUUUCAUUUGCAGGUUGUGUAGCCUCUGCAUCACCAUUGAGACUGUUAAUAGUGCAAGAGACCAGUCACGCAUCUAUCACAGUACAAAUGUAUCAUACGAUGCUACUUUAAUCGUUAUGUAUGGACAUAACUUGUUUGUCUUAAAUACAAUGAAAACUGGUUAGGCUAUUAUUUAUCUUGAUUUUUAGUUAAAUAUUUAUAUAAGUAGUUUGACCAGGUAGCCAGACAAACUUAUAUCUUGUGUGAUGUCUUGGCUAUUUGUGUAUCCUGAUUUAUUUUCACGUCCCAUCACAAGGGUAAAUAAAGAGAUGACAGACGAUCAGUCUUUUGGGGACUAUCAAUGCUUUCUGAAUGAACAUAAAAUUUUGAAAGAACGCAAUGGUUGUGAAACGCAUGGCCGUAUAGACCUUGAUUGUGCUUGCUUAAAUGCUGCUGGCAAAGUACCUAGUUAAAGUUCUUUGGUACAUUUAGGAGUUUAAAGUUUCCAGCCAACAGAUAAACUAAAAUCAGAUAUAGUGUGGAAGUAAUAAGGCCUCAUUUUCCCCACUGGCUAGGGCACUGUCUGCCUCACCAGAUAUGCACUAGCCACACGGAGUGGUCAGUGAAUUCUCCUCCCAGGCAGAAACACCCCGGGUGAAAACAGCCCUGGGCUGCACAAAGACAGCAGAGGGGCUCAUCAGCCAUGCUCGCUAACAUGCAGGUUGCCAAGGUGAGGAGAAAUUAGAGCUGGGCACUGCCCGAUUUUCCACAGGAAGCUGUAAGGGACCUAUCAUUUGUGUGUGCAGUAGUUCUUGGUGUGUGAUCAGCAGAAGGCCCUGAAGCACCAGUGUCCUGUGAAAAAUACCCUCUUGUCUUCCAGGUACUGUUUACAUGGUGAAGAAACAUAGCUCAAACACCCAUUGCAAUGUGCUUUGGAACACCUCUGUGCACUGAUAUUUUUUUUCUCAAAGGCUAGACGUGCUAAAAUAGUAAGGUGCUUUCAUUCUUUUUAAUAAUACAAUUUCCACAUACCUGCUCUA